AUGGGUCGGGAAGUAAGUGAAGAGGCAGGGACCUCACAUUCUUCAGGGAAUGAUCUGCCGGAUAUCGAAACUCAAGCAAUGGCAUCAAGAACCCAAGAUUUCAGAGGCCAGCGAACAAUUACCGAGACUACCACAGCGACACAAAAUGCGACAAAAGUCCGAUGGAGUGAUCUACCGAAUAAAGACCAACUCUUCAUUCUAUCACUCUGUCGUCUCUCUGAACCAUUAUCCAAUGUCUGCCUUUUGCCAUACAUUUUCUAUCUCGUACGAUCGGUUCUACCUCCAGGAAAUCCAAAUCCGAUAGACGAUGACCAAUCACAAGAAUCUACUGAUGCUGCUGCCGCUCGUAUCUCCGAAUUCUCAGGAUUAUUGGUGGCUGCGUUUCCAUUAGCACAAUUCCUCGUCAGUUUACCAUGGGGUCGGUUAUCAGAUAAACAUGGACGAAGACUGUCUAUCGUAGGUGGAUUGGCGGUUUCGGUGCUAGCAAAUAUUGGAUUUGGGUUUUCGAGGUCAUUCGGCGCGUUGCUUUUCUGGCGGGUUCUCGCAGGUUUCGCCAAUGGAAAUGUUGGUAUUAUGCGUACCGUGACGGCGGAAGUCGUACGCGAGAGAAGAUAUCAGACUAAGGCGUUCCUUUUACUACCUCUGGUAUUCAACGCGGGUAUGGUAGCAAGUUUAGCGCUUGGAGGCUGUCUCGCAGAGCCUGUUGUCAAUUUGGCGUGGCUUUUUGGACCACAGGGAAUCUUCAACACGGUUGGGAGUCCUGAUGGUGUACAGUGGGCGAUUGAUUAUCCUUACGCGUUGCCAGCACUUUUAAAUGCUGCUUUGCUGGGAGCAUCUCUUAUUCUGGCUGUAGCAGGCCUUAAAGAGACACUACCCGGAAAGGAAGAGCAUAGUGAUAUCGGCCUUAGAGCUGGAGCGACAAUUGUGCGAUGGUUCCGACAUUUGCGACCGAGACAACAACGACAGAAAUACAUAAGGAUAGAGAGCAGCGAAGAUACAUCCUUAGGACAAGCUCAAUCAGAACCGGAGAAGCCUGUACUGGCACCAGCACCUCCUGGAACCAAAAAUGUUCCUUUCCGGGGAAUUUGGACACGAAGAGUGUUGUGUGCUCUGGUUUCCUUUGGAUUACUUCCGUUACACAACUCGGCAUUUAUGCACAUAUUUCCCGUUUAUCUAAGUAGUCCUCCAGCCAAUAACGACGAAGCUUCAUUUUUUGCUUUCGCUGGUGGUUUAGGAUUACGAUCGUCCAUAAUUGGCCUAUGGCUUUCGACUUUCGGUAUUUGCGGUAUCUUACUACAAUUGUUUAUUUAUCCACGAUUACAAGCGCGGAUCGGUACGCGUGGUGUUUUUCGAAUUGCGUUAUUUUUAUUUCCUGUUACGUAUGCGGCGGCACCGUAUUUAUCGCUUCUUGCAGGAGCCGGUGAGGAUGGACCGCGAUGGGUAUUUUUGGGGUUGGUCGUAUGUGCUCAGAUUAUGGCACGUACCAUGGCUAUUCCCAGUACUGUUAUUCUAUUGACGGAGGCAGCACCCUCGAAAAAGGUUUUAGGAACCAUACAUGGUGCUGGUAAUAUGCUUGCAAGUUUAGCUCGUGCAAUUGGGCCGGCGAUUGGGGGUUAUGUGUUUGCGUUAGGUGUGGAAGAGGGAGUGAUUGGGUUGGUGUGGUGGAUGUAUUUAGUAGCUAUUGCGUUGUGUGCCUUGGUGUGGUCGUACCUUAUGGAAAGGGAUGAAAACUAA
Molecule: messenger RNA, 1734 nt
Organism: Hypoxylon trugodes
Lineage: Eukaryota; Fungi; Ascomycota; Sordariomycetes; Xylariales; Hypoxylaceae
Product: MFS general substrate transporter
Exons: 2
Coding region: 1-1734 (577 amino acids)
Biological process (GO): transmembrane transport
Molecular function (GO): transmembrane transporter activity
Source: RefSeq, a predicted model, not a curated record